UUUGUCAAGCCAGGAAAGAUGGCGGCGCUUGUGGGGCUGCGUGCGUGUUUGUCCGCCCUUCAGCUUUCUUCACCAAGCCUCCUGCACAGCUCCUUCAAAUUGUGUGCUGUGCCUCUGAGCCGGCGAACCUUCGCUGCGGAGGCGAAGAAGACGUACAGCAGAGACAAGCCCCACGUAAACAUCGGGACGAUCGGCCAUGUCGAUCAUGGCAAAACCACCCUGACGGCAGCCAUCACAAAAGUGCUCGCUGAUGCUGGUGGUGCCCGCUACAAGAAGUAUGAGGACAUUGACAAUGCCCCAGAGGAGAAAGCCAGAGGAAUUACCAUCAACGCCUCGCAUGUAGAAUACACCACAGCCAACAGACAUUAUGCUCACACAGACUGCCCUGGACACGCUGACUACGUCAAGAACAUGAUCACAGGCACAGCUCAGAUGGACGGCUGCAUUCUGGUGGUGGCAGCCACUGACGGCCAGAUGCCUCAGACACGUGAGCACCUGCUGUUGGCCCGGCAGAUCGGCGUAGAGCACGUGGUGGUUUUCAUAAACAAGGCAGAUGCUGUGGAGGACAAGGAGAUGCUGGAGCUGGUGGAGAUCGAGAUCCGCGAGCUGCUCACAGAGUUUGGCUACGACGGCGAGAACACACCCGUUGUGAUUGGCUCUGCACUGUGUGCUCUGGAGAACAAAGCUCCUGAGCUGGGCGUGAAUGCAGUGAUGAAACUGCUGGAGAUUGUGGACUCUUAUGUUCCUCUGCCCAAAAGAGAGCUGGAAAAACCUUUCCUUCUGCCCAUUGAAGGGGUUUAUUCAAUCCCAGGCAGGGGUACGGUUGUGACGGGCACUCUGGAGAGGGGCGUCAUCAAGAAAGGAGACGACUGUGAGUUUGUGGGUCACAACCGCAGCUUCAAGUCUGUAGUGACAGGUAUUGAGAUGUUCCACAAGUCUCUGGACCGGGCAGAGGCAGGAGAUAACCUGGGCGCUCUGGUCCGAGGCCUGAAGAGGGAGGACGUGAGGAGAGGGAUGGUGAUGUGCAAGCCAGGGUGCAUCAUGCCUCACCAGAAAGUCAGAGCUCAGGUCUAUGUACUGAGUAAGGAGGAGGGAGGCAGACACAAGCCGUUUGUCACCAACUUCAUGCCCGUCAUGUUUUCUCUCACCUGGGACAUGGCCUGCAGGGUCACUUUACCUGCUGACAAGGAAAUGGUGAUGCCAGGUGAGGACACCUCAUUGAUGCUCACUCUCCGCCAGCCGAUGGUUCUGGAGAAAGGCCAGAGGUUCACUCUGAGAGACGGAAACAGGACCAUCGGCACCGGGCUGGUCACAGAGAUUAUGACCACUACAGAUGAAGACCAGUGCAACUGGGGCUGAGGAGGGCCUCUGCAGAGGGCUGGGCUCGGGGAUGGAGUGGGUUGAGGGGGUGUGUCAGGCAGGAGGUUGAAUGUGUGGCUGUCUGUGUCUGGUCAGAUCGAAUAAUUAUAGAAAUACAAAUGAACAAUACAUAAACACACGCAGAUGAACAGGAUUCAGGAGAGGACUCGCAAAAACGCAUGGCUCUGUUGUGCAGGUCCGCCCGACUAAAACACCUGUGAUGUUCCACUGUCAGUCAACAUUAUGUCAUUUAUGUAAUAAAAUGUAUUUAAUA
Pelmatolapia mariae (spotted tilapia) is the source of this 1633-nucleotide messenger RNA. It is a transcript of the gene tufm, whose product is annotated as Tu translation elongation factor, mitochondrial. Bases 19 to 1359 code for a protein of 446 amino acids. The transcript has 10 exons. The record is from RefSeq and is a predicted model, not a curated record. Gene Ontology annotation, biological process: mitochondrial translational elongation. Gene Ontology annotation, molecular function: GTP binding; GTPase activity; translation elongation factor activity. Lineage: Eukaryota; Metazoa; Chordata; Actinopteri; Cichliformes; Cichlidae. Gene Ontology annotation, cellular component: mitochondrion.